This is a messenger RNA of Tigriopus californicus, 2547 nucleotides long. Its product is annotated as mitochondrial 10-formyltetrahydrofolate dehydrogenase-like. The record is from RefSeq and is a predicted model, not a curated record. Gene Ontology annotation, biological process: biosynthetic process; conversion of methionyl-tRNA to N-formyl-methionyl-tRNA. Gene Ontology annotation, cellular component: mitochondrion. NCBI's taxonomy places the organism in Eukaryota, Metazoa, Arthropoda, Copepoda, Harpacticoida, Harpacticidae. The transcript has a single exon. Gene Ontology annotation, molecular function: methionyl-tRNA formyltransferase activity; oxidoreductase activity, acting on the aldehyde or oxo group of donors, NAD or NADP as acceptor.
GUGUGUAUGGUGAGUUUGUUUCAAUGAGAAUCUGGUUUUGGGUUGGCCAGAACAGGUUUGAAAGACCAUUGGUUGUUCAGGCACAAGAUACCUUUACUCUCAACCUCAACCGGCUCAUUGAGAAACCAAAAGACUCGGGUCAAGCCCAACUUUUUCUUUUACAACAAAAAGUUGGACAACUUUGAACACAAUGAGUAAGGAACAAUUUAAAAUUGCAGUGUUGGGCCAAUCCCAAUUUGCAGCUAAUGUGUACACAUUACUAAAGCGUGAAGGCUAUCGCAUUGUGGGGGUCUUCACAAUUCCAGACAAAGGUGGGGUGGAAGAACCAAUUGCUAUUCAAGCCUCCCAAGAUGGAGUGAAGGUUUUUAAGCACAAAUCCUGGAGAAGGAAAGGUGUUAUUUUAUCAGAGGUCUUGGAGCAAUAUAAGUCAGUGGGAGCCAAUCUAAAUGUGAUGCCUCUUUGUCCACAAUUUAUUCCGAUGGAGGUGAUUGAAUCUCCUCGACAUCAAUCCAUCUCAUAUCAUCCAUCUCUGUUACCGCGACAUCGAGGAGCUUCGGCCGUGAGUUGGACUCUGAUUGAAGGGGAUUCCAGGGCUGGCUUCACCAUUUUCUGGGCUGAUGAGGGCCUUGACACGGGGCCGAUUCUUCUCCAAAAAGAUUGCUAAGUCCAGUCCAAUGAUACCAAGGACAGUUUGCUUCAAAGGUUCUUAUUACCUGAGGGUGCCAAAGCCAUGGUUGAAGCUGUGAACUUGAUUGCCAAUGGAACAGCCCCCAGGGCACCCCAACCCGAGGAAGGUGCGACCUUCGAUGCUUUCUUGAACAAAAGUGAGUUAUGUAGGGUUGAUCUUAACCAGUCAGCUGAGCGGGUGCACAAUUUUAUCCGAGGUCUCGAACGAGAACCAGGAUCCUGGAUUAUUCUAGAGGGCCAGAAGAUCAAAGUGUUCCAAUCAUCGUUGGCAAGUGAGCCAUGUGAUAAAGACUCCAAGAGUCUCGUUGUGGAGGGAUCUGACGAGCUAGCCAUAGCCCAUCCAGAUGGUCUCUUUCUAAAAUGUGGCGAUGGUCAAUUUGUGAAAGUGGAACUCAUUCAAAUGGAAGGAGGUUGCUUUUCAUCGACGAAAGAUUACUUUGGAGUAGUCACGGGCAUUAAUGACCAUGCAUAUUUGAAUCUGAUCAAGCACGAUGAAUCCUUGACAAAGUUAUACAUAUCAGGGGCCAACGAAAAAGACGACAUCGAAAUAAAUUGCGAUCACUUUGUGAAUGGUAAAUUUAUGAGAGGAAACAGAACGAUGAUCUACUCGGUCAUAAACCCAUCUAACAAUGAAUGCAUACACGAGAUAUUUUGUGCUUCCGACGAUGAUGUCACAGAGGCCAUAAAAAGUGCCCAAAAGGCGUUCAUCCCAAUUCAGAAAGCCAUUCCAAUGAAGAGGUUUCGUGAAGUCAUGAAAAUCAUACUACUUUCCGAGGAGUUAAUAAGAUUAAAAGUUUUGGAACAAGGGAUCUUGAUAUCGACGGCCAAGGACGCACUCCCAAUACCCUUAUCUCAGCUUGAAAGCAUUGAUGUAAGUCUCAAACAAUGCAACGUUUCAAGCAAUUCCCAAACUAUGUGGUGGAGCAAGUUAGUGGGAGUUGGGGUAUGUGUUCUCGUGAUCCACGAAUUGGAUUAUCAAUCUCUCGAACAUAUACUUGUUUCUUUAGCACUUGGAAACUCCAUCGUUAUAUUAUCCAUGGGAAACAAUAACCUUGCUCUAAUGAAAUUAGUGGAGAUAUUGCAAGGCUUGUCCAAUCCUGGAAUGAUAACCUUCUUAUCCUCAUUAAGUAAGGCCCAAGAGAAGCAAGUUGUGGAACAUGCUUUUGUAACACAAGUCACGUAUUGUAACAAUCCUAAGAAGAAUGUGCUCCAAAUUACCCUCAUUUUCCAAGAUGCUGACGUAACAAAGAUUAUCGACAAAGCUGUUUCAAUAAUUUGCGGUAAUCUUCAACCAAUGGUAUUCAUCGUGGACUCCGGCGUUUACGUCUCAUUUUUAACUGCUCUUAAAGAAGCUUUCAAGCAAGUCAAACUUGGUGAUCCAUCGGAUCCUCAAACCCAAUGUGGACCCCUAUCAACAGAAGUGGAACUAAACCAACUUAGUGAACAAAUCCUGUCCCUUCAAGAAAACCAUGCUACGCUGGUUUUGGGUGGGAAAAAAGAUGAGCAAUCCAACGGCUUCUUUUUUAAGCCAAGCAUCAUAAUUUGUAAGCUGAAGCAUGCUCAUGUAUUUAAAGGUCUUGGCAAAGGCCCUGUCGCUGGAAUUUCAAAAUGGAAAGGCCAGGAUGUAGAGCAGAUCUUGGACCACUUUGACCCCACUUCAAUCGUGACUAUAUUCACGAACAAUGUGUCUCACGCCCUGAAAAUUGCUGAAAAUCUGAAGAAUGAUUCCUGCGCAGUGAAUGACCUCAACUUUCGAAGGGAACAUCAUUCAAUACCGUCAGAUCUAAUUUCACGCUAUGGGAAACUCAAACGUGUCAUGCUGAACUAUUCCUGAAAUAAAGAAGCCACGUUUAUUUUCAA